AUGGAUCGCUCUAUCAAGUAUUCGAAGUAUACGGACUCAGCAAAACUUUUAGGAAGCAAGACAGAGACUGGGGUCAGACUUCUAAGAUCCAUGGUGAAAAAUAGAGAACAAUUCGGAAAGCCAGAUAUCAAUUUUGAUGUAUGGAAAUACGAUUACAUUGUUCCAUGGAAUACCUUAUUUGAUAUAUUCAUCGUAUUGCUCUAUGUAUUAUUUGCACUUACAUUUCAGUCCACAAAAAUGUCGAAUUUUCAUAAUUUCGGUCUUAUUUUCGAUAAUUACUUUCUUGGCGAGACAGAUGAGGAUGAUGAUGGGCUAACAUAUAUUUAUUUCAAAAAAACUUUCAUCGAAAUAGUUCAAAAUGUUUCACAAAGUUUUUUUACAUUUGUUGACUCAUUUCCAUCUCAAUUAGACUUUGAAAGAAGUUCAAAUUUAACGGUUUCGCUUUACGAAACAGGCAAAAAUGUUCAAACAUUCGAUUAUUCGCCUGAAAACGUCACAAAUAUAUCAUCUGUGGCUACUCGCGCUGCCAAUUCCAAACAAUUUGAAAAAUUAGUUUUGGAUGUUGACUAUGUUAUCAAAGAAAUUACGUCAGAUUCAAUGAUGACUUUUAUUACAGUUAAAUAUUCUAUGAUUUUUCUGGAUGUAGAUCAACUUGGUGUUAUUGAAUUACGCUCUAAGCUUAAAAAUACAGUAACAAAGCUUAUUGGAACAAAUCCAAUUGAUUAUGCAUUUAGGACAGAAAUCUUUGCUGUAGGCAUUUUUAUUGUUGAUACUUUUGCAUUGUUGUUUACGAUUUCUCGUUUUAUUGUAUUUUUCAAAAAUGCUUCCGUUUAUUCCACGAGAAACUACUUAACUUUUUACAGAGCUGUUCUUCGUAAGGUUGAUGGAUGGGAAAUUUUCAAUCUCUUCUAUCAAUCAUUAACUCUUAUCACUAUAUUGAUAUAUUUAUUAAUUUUAGAUCCAAAUUUUGGAUAUCAAAGAUGGCUUUUAUUCUUAUUAGGUGUAGCAGCAUUUAUCCAUUCUUUCGGAUUGUUCAGAUACCUGAAAAUGAAAGAUGAUUUGUGGCUCGUCGCAAGAUUGGCAGUUCGAUCAUUGGGACAAUCAUCAUCAUUGUUUUUAGGAUUUACUCCUAUCUAUUUAGGUUUUGUUUUCGUAGGAAUUGCCUUCUUUGGAUAUUUUUGCAAUGUAUUCAAAGGAUUUUUAAGAACAAUCAAGGUUCUUUUCUCUAUAUUCCAUUGUGAUAUUGUUAUGGAUACCGAAGAACUGGUGAAAGAUGCUGGAGUUCUUCCUGAUUGGAUUAUUAACUUUUAUAUCUUCGCUUGGACGAAUAUGACUGGUGGAAUGAUUAUUAAUGUCAUUAUUUCAGUUGUUGAAGUCACAUUGGAUUCUCUUAUGACUGAAAGAGCGAAUAAGCAAAAUCGUCGAAACGAAUAA
Trichomonas vaginalis G3 is the source of this 1434-nucleotide messenger RNA. Its product is annotated as mucolipin family. The record is from RefSeq and is a predicted model, not a curated record. NCBI's taxonomy places the organism in Eukaryota, Parabasalia, Trichomonadida, Trichomonadidae. The transcript has a single exon. Gene Ontology annotation, molecular function: NAADP-sensitive calcium-release channel activity. Gene Ontology annotation, cellular component: membrane. The coding region runs from base 1 to 1434 and encodes 477 amino acids.